This is a messenger RNA of Sus scrofa (pig), 7804 nucleotides long. The record is from RefSeq and is a predicted model, not a curated record. Lineage: Eukaryota; Metazoa; Chordata; Mammalia; Artiodactyla; Suidae.
GAACCCGAGCAAAAUGGAGGCCGCGCCGAGGCCGCCGCCUGGGCCCGGGAAGCCGCUACUGGGAGCGCCGAGCCGCGGUGCCUAAGCCGUGCCAGUCCCGGACCCUGCCCCGGACCGGGCCCAGGUUGGUCACCCCGCACCCACUCCCGGCGGCCGCAGCCUCUUCGAGCGUCGGGCUUCGGCGCGGGGCAGCUGCUCCCCCCACCCUCGGCCCUACCCGGGCCCGGCCGCUCCCCCGCGCCCUGGGGACAGCCCUGGCCCCCUGCCCGCCCUUUGCCGCCCAGGCUGCCUGCCGUCCCCGGUCUCUCGUCCCCUUGGCCUGGAGAAGCUUUUUCUCUAGCCCUGGCCCGCCAAACCUAGGUUCCCCCCCCCUCCCCCGCCUACAUCCAGCCCUGUCUUCUGGAGGACCCUCCCAACCCCCUCGCCCCGUGUUCAGAUCCUGCAGUCCCAGCCCACGAUUCCUCUCUAGCCUCAUCCUGAUUCCUCCACUUCGCCCUCCCUGUUCCAGCCCCUGAUCACCUUCCCUGUCCCCUAGUAUGAGCCCCUUAUAUCCCCUUCUUACCCCUUCAUAGAAGUGCCCACCCCCCUCUCCACAGCCCCUUUCUAGACACCCAAUUCCAGACCUCUUUUUACCCCUAAUACCAGCCCCUAAAUACCCUUCCGAGCUCCCUCUAAAACCUCUCUGCUAAUUCUCCAGCACUCGUCUCCAGCCUCCAUUCCUUCUCCCCACGGCCCACUCUUACUCCGCCAAUAUUAUCCUCCAAACCCCCUCCCCAAAGCCACCAUGACCACUUUCUAGCGCCUCCCUUCCAGCUCCCAUAUUCUCAUCCCAGCGCCCCCCAACACUCACAUGGUUCUUCCUAAGUCCCCCAAUUGGAGAUCUUUGCCAGUGCUCCCCACCCGACACCUCCCCAAUACUCUCAUGACCCCCUCUUAGCCCCUCCUUACCAGCCCCCAGGUCCUCUCAGCUCCGCCUCAGGCCCCGCCCUCGCGGGUUCCUGGGCUUAGGGCCCCUUCUCGCCUGCGUCCUCAGCUCCUGCUCGGCAGCCCGGCGGUCGGUCCCGGGCCGGCGGCCCCCGCCAGCCGCCGCCGCCGGCCCCGCCCCCGGGCACCAUGCUGCCCUCGCAGGAGGCCUCCAAGCUCUAUCACGAGCACUACAUGCGGAACUCGCGGGCCAUCGGCGUGCUAUGGGCCAUCUUCACCAUUUGCUUCGCCAUCAUCAACGUGGUGGUCUUCAUCCAGCCCUACUGGGUGGGCGACAGCGUGAGCACCCCCAAGCCUGGCUACUUCGGCCUCUUCCACUACUGUGUGGGCAGCGGGCUGGCGGGCCGAGAGCUCACCUGCCGCGGCUCGUUCACCGACUUCAGCACCAUCCCGUCCGGCGCCUUCAAGGCGGCUGCCUUCUUCGUGCUGCUCUCCAUGGUGCUGAUCCUCGGCUGCAUCACCUGCUUUGCGCUUUUCUUCUUCUGCAACACCGCAACGGUCUACAAGAUCUGCGCCUGGAUGCAGCUCUUGGCAGCUCUGUGCCUCGUGCUAGGCUGCAUGAUCUUCCCCGACGGCUGGGACGCCGAGACAAUCCGGGACAUGUGCGGGGCCAAGACUGGGAAGUACUCUCUGGGGGACUGUUCGGUGCGCUGGGCAUACAUCCUGGCCAUCAUCGGCAUCCUCAACGCCCUCAUCCUCUCCUUCCUUGCCUUCGUGCUGGGCAACCGGCAAACAGACCUGCUGCAGGAGGAACUCAAGCAGGAGAACAAAGAUUUUGUGGGCUCUACAGUAAGCUCCGUGUUGCGGCCAGGAGGUGAUGUCUCUGGAUGGGGAGUUCUCCCCUGUCCCGUCGCUCACUCACAGGGACCCUGAAGGCCAGGACCACAGCCCAGGAAUUGACCUGCCCUCAGCUUGUCUGUCUCCUGCCCUCUCAUCCCUCCAUUCAAGCUCCGAGGGAAGAACCCGGUCUUGGACUGACUUCUCACCUGCUACCCGUCUGCAAGCUCCAGGCUUUGAAGAGAGGUUGGGACUGGGAUGCAGCCUGGGGGAGGGGAGGAGGCCCUGAAGGCCCCAGGAAGGCCUGGUUUUGCACCUCCCUCAACUGGCCGAAGGGAGCUGGCCCCCAGUCCCUGGCCUCCUCCUCCCUUGCAUCCUGGCUGGGGGCCCUGCAGAGUCUCCAGGGGCAGGAAGCACCGUGGUUCUGGUUCCCCAGCCUCCCUCAGUCUGGAGGGCUGCUGCCUGGCUCUGUCCUCCCCUCCUCUGGUCCCCAGCCUCCUGCAGAAACUCAACUAAGACACUGAUCCAGGCAGACCAGACUCUUUCCUACCUUUCUUUUGGCUGGUGAUGGUUCCAUCAUUUCAUCACAGAGCUCCAAGCACCCCCGGCCGCCCUGGGGCCUCUCUUCUCCUGCUCCAGCUGCUCCCAGCUCUCCCACAGGAGUCCGAACUGCACCAAGGGAGAGGCAUAGGGCCUGCUGGUCAGCUGCUGACUGGGGCCCUAUUCAUACAGACGCUGAGCAAAGAUAGGCAGGCUCCGGAGGCAGUGCUGAGAUCCCGUUUUGGUGGCACUUGGCCACUGGGGCUGCAAGUGGCUCAGCUUGGGGUUGGCCUGGCCUUCUCCCUGCUCAGAUGGCUCACCAGUGACAGGACCCUUGACUCUGGCCUGUUUUGUACAGCACAGACUUUGUGGCCCUGUUGUCAGGGUUGGGGGUUGGGGAGGGGGACCCAUGGGUGGGAAUUAGGGGAUGCAUCACCCCUUUGCCCCUUCUCAUGUCCCCCUCCCCCCCGACAUCUGCCAAGAGCAGAGACUGUCUUGCCUCUUUGAUACUUUUCUGCAUAACUUGAACUUGCAGGUCACCUCUGAACAGGGUACCCCCUGUCCCCAUCCCCAGGCCUUGUAACCCUGUCCCCACUUCCUCCUUCUUCCCACCUCUCGCCUUGUGGUCUGCCCAGGGUCUGCAGCCUGAUGGGCAUGCUUAGAGCCAAGGCAUGAGUGAAUGUGUGUGUGUGUGUGUGUGUGUGUGUGUGUGUGUGUGUGUGUAGGUGUGUGUGGGGCAGAUGAUGAGUCUUCUCAUCCCUCUCUAACCCCUGUGGGGGCAUCUCCCCCGCCUGGCAGGGAGCACAGAGGGAGAUUGCAGGUGUUUCUGACCCCUCCUCACUGCCUCGCGGACCUGAUGGUAGAGCUAUCUGGUCUGGGGCAUGGAUGGCCUCUUCCAGCCCCCAGUUCAGUGGCUGAUUGGCUUCAUCUCGUGUGCCUACUUCUGUCUCCAGGUACCCCUCCAGCAGUGGAGGGGGAGCAUGUUGCCAUGUCAUGUCCGCCUGGGAGAAAGGCAGCGAGUGCCAUAUAUUUGCAACCUUGUGUUCAUUUCCACAGGACCUGGACCUGAGAGUUAGGGUUUCCAAGACAGACCCUAGAAAUCCUCUGCCUGAGUCCCCAGCCUGCACUCUAACUGGAAUCAUGUGCUGGGUCCUCAGAGGAUUCCUGAAACCUGGAACUUACGAAGUUCUGACCCUGACCCUCUCUACUCCCUCUUCCUGGGCAAACAGCUACCCCUGUGCUCCAGCCCCAGCACUGUGCUCCUCUCCUAGCCCCACCAGGUCCGGGGCUGAGUGGAAGGGUUGGGGGAGCCUUGUGGUGGGGAGGGAGGAGGGCAAAAGUGAGUCCUCCAAGAUCCAAACCAAAGCCGAAUGUUAGAAGGCAGCAGAGAGAGGAACUCAAAGCAAGUGACUAGAAGUGGGGAGAAGACAGAGAUGGGAGAAAGAGGGAGGUGCAGAGAUAGGGAGAGGAGGGAGGGAGUCUGAGGAGGAGGGGGAGACUGAGGAGGUACAGAGGUGGAGGAAGAGUGAACAGAGAGGGGGUGAUGGAUGGAGCACUGGGGUGGGGGCGGGGAGGUGCCCAGAGCUGGAGGAAGGGGAAGGAGACAAAGGGAGAGGUGAGUUGUGGGAGGCCAGGAGACAGGACUCGGAGGAGGGGGGAGCAGCUGCUGUGUGCCCUCUGCGAGGGGAGAGCCCACUCCCCCAUGGGUGCCUGCUGCCCAAGGGGGCCACAGACCCCUGUGCCCUGGGAGGAAAUUAGAACCUACCUCCUCCGAGGCUGAGGCAUCACAUCAGGAGAACCGAGUCCAGGUGAUCCCGGAGCAGGUUAGUGGAAGAGAGGGAGGGUGGUUUCCAGCUGCUGCUCUGGCUGAGAGAGGGGCAGUUAGGAUAAUCACCCAGGAGCUUGGGGUGAGGGGGGCAGUGUUGGUGGAGCUGGAGGAACACCAAGUACCUUAGGGAAGGGAAAGAGUUUCAAUUGGGGACCAAACCAAAGCCCUGUCUCUGAGGCUUCAGCAGAGGGGGGAAACAGAUGCUUCAGCCAGAGGCCCCAGGUGAGGCUACAGCCAAGCCUAUGGCUCAGACGGCUCUUGGGGGCCAGGAAGCCAUCACAGCACUUUGUGGUUUGCUCUCACCCAUGGCUGGCUUGGCUUUCACCUUUGGGAGGAGACGAAGCAGAGGAGAUGGUCUGUUCCUGACCUGGGCUCGGUCCCUUGGUCCCUGAAAGAGGCUGCACUUUGAGUGGCCCACCGAGGCACUCCUUCCCAAGCCAUGCCUGGACCAGUGGGCUGUGGCACUACUUGGGUCCCUCUGCCUGGUGGGGGACUAUCUCAGGAGAGGCCAAGGCAGCUCCAACAUUUUUUUGUUUUUUUUUGUGGGGGGGGGGAGGUUCUGAGCACCACUUGCUCAAGUCCUUCCAGGUCUUGGAAUGGGAGGACUUUCCUCUUUGGGGACCAGUACCCAUGGAGGAAAACACCAUGGGUAGGAUCAAAUGAUCGAAGGUCUUUUCAGGCCUGGCCUAGCCAAGAAGAGCUUUCAGACUAGGCCAUGGGGAAAACCCCCCGCAGACUUGUCUCACGGUUCUGCUUGUGCACGGGAAUCACUCUUCUCCAGUUUCCAGUGUGAACUGAGAAAGGGAGGCCCUCUCUUUGGAGAAGCUGGGAUCUUCCCAGCACAAGAAACUUCCACAGGCCCCUGCCUGGCUCAGGGCCAGCCUUCGGGUGGGACUGGAGUUUUCUGAGAGGGGAACAAGGGAGCCACAGUCCUUCCCUGAGCUCUGGCCAUGCGAGGGCCGUUGCUGUGUCAUUAGGAUAGCUUGGUGUUGUCUACACCCCAUUAGUAAGUUAUGUCUGAAUGUGUCUGCGCUGUCUGUCGUCCAAUUUGGUAACUGAUUUUGGUCCUCACCCCUUCUGCUGCUGCUGGAUUUGAGCUUCAGUGCAGGUGGAAUGACGUUCAAAUAAAGAAACACUUUAUAUCACCCAUGCUAGCUUCUCCUUCUCUGAGUUGGCCCCCAGGGGAUCAAGAAGGGCUAGAUUCAACUUGACCCUUUGUACCAGGUGUGGCUGCAUAUUACCAGAGCUUACUGGAGGUAGCCAGACCAUGACUGACAUGGCCAGUUUUAUCAGGAACCCCGGAACAUUUCAAUCCUGGCUUCCAUCCUCAAGGACACCUUAUGGCCCAGGGUGGCUGCUGGGGCUCUAGUCACUUUGAUCCACAUUUUGUUUUAAGGAGACUUCUGGAGAUCCCAUAAGACUGAGUAGGCACACAGCACACCUAACUGAAAUGUAGUCUGUUAACAAAUACAAUUGGAGACGUUUCCAAAGAAAGAGGAGAGAAGAGCUGGCAGUCUGCCAGCUCCUGCAUGGGCUUGAAAACAAGGCUCCACCCUUCUCAGCCUGUGUGGCCUUGGACAAAUCCCUUCACCUCUAUUUAAGUCCCCACUGAAUAAGUGGGGAUGAUGACAGUGAUCUCUGGGAAGUUUUAAGGAACCAACGAGGGAAUGCGUGUGAAUUGCUUUGAAGUGUCUGGCACACAGUAACACGACCCAUGUGGGAACUACAAUGAUUAUAAUUUUUGCACUUGGUAAGUGAGCCUUCGUUCAACAUGCUUUGAGAACAUAGUAUUUGCUGAGCGCUUAAAGAACAAAAUCCUUCAAGGUCAGUCUGAUUGGGGAAAUAAACAUAUAAAAACAAUGUGAAAUCUACCUGGUGCAGGGUAUUGUGAGUACCUUGUGUGGCUUGAGGUGGGAUGAGUAGAGCCGGGGAUGGAAGGUUUUGCAGUAGGAUGAACAGGAGGUAGGCAGGCAGGUGCCAGGAAAGCCAUUCAUGAAAGAGUAGGCGGCUUGAGGAAGGAGACUGAGGUGAGAAACAGAAUUGAACCUGUGGAGAAGUAAAAGCAAUUUAGUAAUGCUGAACUGUAAACUGUGAGGUGGGGAGAGUCAGAGAUUAACAUGCAGAGCUUGGCAAAGGCCAGAUGAUGAAAAGGCUUAGAGGCUGUGUACAGCAGUUCGGACCCUUGGGAACCAGGGAAGUGUUUUAAGCCUGAAAAAAAUACAAUUUGAUACGCAUUCCAGAAAGAUCAGUUUUAAUGAAAGGGAAGGCCUGAAGCAGGGUGAUGGCAGUGGUUUUGAGAGAGGUAAGAAAUUUUAUAUUUAGGAAGUAGAAUUGAGGAUAUUUAGUAACUGACCGAUUAUGGGGAUAAGGGAUAGAGUGGCAUCAAGGAGGACAGUUAAAACGUUUUGCUUAGGGGAAAAGAAAAGUUUGCCAGUGUAGCGGGGGAACAAGAUGAACAGUUCAAUUUGAGACAUGCAUAUGGGACAUCCUGGUAGAUUGCCCAGUAGUCAGCUGACUUACAUGGAUUUGGGAGCCCAAGAGAAACACGAACAUGCAUGUAAUGGCUGAAACGUGAAGCGCAGAUGAACUUGUUCAGGGUGACUUGUGUAGUGUGAAGAGAGCAUGGGGCUACGAAUCACUGGAAAACACCAAUGUAUAAAGGUCAGAGGAAUGGCUGUCCAAAAGGAGAGUCGGAGCUACUUAACAGUGAGGACGUGGUGUUAAGGAAACCCAGGACUUGGAACUUAAGGGGAAGUUCAACUGGUCAGGUGGAGCAGAGAAUUAGGGACUGAAAUCUGUGCCCACUAAACUUGGGAACAAAGAGGCCACUGCUGGAUUUGAUAAAAGCAUGUUCAGAGGAGUGUGAGGAGAGCCACACUGAGGCCUGUUAAGGGAGAGAAUGGGAGAUAACUGAGAGGAUCACCUUCUGGAGAAGAGUGGCUAAGAAGGGGAAAGAAAUGACUCCGUUCAUUCAGGAAAUGCUAAGUGUACAUAGUGAACAAGCAGUGGACAAGGAUCAGCAUGUAAUUUAAAGGAGGAAAUGGAAUCCCUUUUUCUUUAAAUAUGGAAGAGUUCUGAAUAUUUGUGGGUCAUAGCCAGUAAGAGUUCAAAGAUUAAGAGAGGUUGCUAAUGGAAGAGGCUAGGAUGUAUAAGGUUUAGUUAGAGAGCUCUUGCCUGAUGGCAUCCAUUUUUCUCAGUGAAGCAGGAGGCAAUAUUCUCUACUGAAAGUCAAGGGAAUGAGCAAGGGGUUUGAGAAGAAUGAUGAAAAUUUGGAACAGCUGUUAAAGGAUCUGUCAAAAGAUAUGAAAGGACUGAUUAGUGACCAUGAAACUAUGGUGGCACCAAGAGAUGGGAGGGUAGACAUGGAAGUAAGACUAUAUAAACUGGAAGGCAGGUGCAAGGUCAGCACAGUCAGAGGUCCACCAUCAGAUAUACGCUGGUUAUGGGAAAAUGGGGCAGACUGACAAUGAAAAUGGAGAAAUUAAGGCAUGUGAAAGAGCUGGACGUUUAGGAGAUUAUAGUUAGAAAGGUAUUUGACCUGAAUAUUCUGAGUAAUUCUUUUUCUUCAGCUCUUAUUUAAUUUUAAUGAUUUUUAUUUUUUCCAUUAUAGCUGAUUUACAGUGUUCUGUCAGUUUUCUGUACAACAAAGUGAUCCAGUCACACACAUAGACAUUC